AUGGAUGAAGAAAAUGAAGUCGUAAAACUCCUUGUGAAGGUAGGAAAAAAUAUUAACAAAACGGAAGAACAACUGAGACCUUUUAUUAAAAAAAUAGUUGAGGAUAAUUGGUUAGAUUCUAUAGAAAGUUUAAAAAAUUUGAAUGAUAAUGAAUGGUAUAAUUUGCAAUUGCCUCUUCGUCUUGUUGAUGAGAUAAAAAAGGAGCUACUCCUAAGGAAAGAAGAAGAUACUAAAACAUACGAGGAUAAAAAUAAAGAUGAUAAUAAUAAUAACAACAACAAUAAUGAUAAUAAUAAUAAUAAUAAUAUGAUGGUAGAUAAUAGAUAUGAUGAAAUCAUACAUGGUGAAGAAAACCAAAUUUUGAAUUGUAAUAAGAAAUUAAAAAAAAAUCUUAAGGAAGAGAAAGAACAUAUUAUUAAUCAAAAUACAUUUUGUACAAAUAUAAGAAAAGAAAACAUAACACAUAGUAAUAAUAUAAAUAAUCAUGUUAGUUGCGAUUAUGAUAAUAAAAGAACUUCAUCACAUUACACAGAUCAUAAUAAAUCAUCUAAAUUAAUAAAUGAUAUGAAUGUGUCAAGAGAUAAUAUAGGAGUUUAUGAAAAUACAAAUAAGAAUAAAAAAGAAGGUUUCAACUAUUCUAUAAUAAAAUAUAAUAAGGAUAUAUUAGAAAAUAUGAUAAAUAAACAAACAGAAGAUAUUAAAAAAGAAGAUAUAUUUUAUCUAUCCCAUCAAGAUGAUUAUCCAAAUAAUUAUGAUAAUUAUAAUAAUGAAUAUAGCUAUUCAGAAGAAAAAACGAGAACAAUUAACAGUAUUAAUGCAUGUGAAAAAUUAAAAAAAAUUCCUAUGGAGAAUUUAAAAGUUGUCCUACCUAUACUAUGCAAAAUUGUAAAAAAUAUUUUAAUUAAUCCAAAUAUAUUAAAUACAAGAAUAUUAAAAAGUACGAAUAAUAUAAUGAAAAAUAAAAUAUUAAUAUAUCAAGAGAUUAAAAAUUUGUUAUUAUGUAUAGGUUUUGUAGAAAUAUAUAUUUUUUAUGUUAUGAUAAAAGUUGAUACUUUAUUAUUAUUGUGUAUAUAUGAAUCCUUAAAAAAUAUUUCCAAGAAUAUUAUUAAAAUCGAUGAUUCUUCGAAUUUAAAUUUUGAUCCUUUCAAAUCUAAUAUUGUGUGUGUAGAUACAUUGAAAAAAAAAAAAAACUUAUUUCAUGUGAAUGAUAAUGUGGAUAUUUUAUUAAAACAAAAAAAAGAACAGAUGGAAAAAUUAAUGAACCAACCAAUAGAAAAAAAUCCAAAAAUAUAUAAACAAAAAAAAAAUUAUAGUGAGAGUCAAGAGAGCAAAGAAAAUAAUAAGAAAAUAAAAAAAAAAAAUCACCACAACGUGUUAGAUGCACAAGAAAAAGAUGAAGAAGAUGCAGAACAUACAGAAGAUGAAGAAGAUUUCUCUCAUAUUAUUUCAAAUAUUAGAAACUUUUGUAAAGAACAGACAUUCAAAUCUAAAACAAAGUUAGAAUUAGAAAAAAUAUCCAACGCAAAGGUUUAUUCAAAAACGAUAAUAAAAAUCUUAUUUCCCGAUGAUUACAUUCUUGAAUUAUCUUUUUCAUCUGGAACGUUGUUAAGGGAUGUAAAUGAAGCAGUAAAAGGGUUUUUAAAUGAUUCAAUUAUUUCAAAAAACUGGUUUCUUUAUGAAACUCCAGGAAUUCGUAAAUUUGAUCCUCAAAAAAGUCUCUCCUUUUAUAAUCUUAUGCCACAUGCUCUUUUAAGGUUUAAGUUGGAUCAACAGGAUGAGAAUUUUGUUUUUUCAAGUUUUUUGUCUAAUGAGUCUAUAGAGAAAUAUUUAAUCUCAUCAUAG
Molecule: messenger RNA, 1842 nt
Organism: Plasmodium falciparum 3D7
Lineage: Eukaryota; Apicomplexa; Aconoidasida; Haemosporida; Plasmodiidae
Product: putative PUB domain-containing protein
Source: RefSeq, a predicted model, not a curated record